AUGGCGAGGGAGUCAUACCGUUUUUCACUGAUGCCUGCGUCCCCUACCAAAACUGUCAUCUCCACAACUGCCACGGUUGAUCAAAUCACUGCAGAACUUUACAAGUUGCAGACGACGCAAACUGGAGUCUCCGUUGUCCACAUGACAAUCGAACUAUGCUCUAAGCUAUUUGCCAAGGCAAAAGAGAUUGGAAUGAUGCUGGAGUUGCAUUAA
Prunus armeniaca (apricot) is the source of this 213-nucleotide messenger RNA. The record is from the annotation of a GenBank genome assembly. Lineage: Eukaryota; Viridiplantae; Streptophyta; Magnoliopsida; Rosales; Rosaceae.